AUGCCUUCCUUCACCGUCUACACAGGAUCCAAGGAUGGCCUUGCUAAGCCUCGCACCACCACCAAGCCCGAUCAGCUCACUGGUGACCAGGUGUACCUGCGAGUGACGGCCUCUGGAAUGUGCUUUACAGAUGUGCAUUAUAAACAUGGAGAUGUUGCACUGGGUCACGAAGGUGUUGGAGUUGUUGAACAGACCGGCCCCGGCGCCACCUAUCUCAAGAAGGGAGACCGAGUGGGCUGGGGAUACCAGACUGACCACUGCGGCCACUGUCUCGAGUGUCUUCAGGGAAACGACGUUUUCUGCAAGGAGCGUGUUCUCUACGGCUCAGGAAACACCGACCAGGGCAGCUUUGCUACUCACGCCGUUCUUCGAGAGGCUUUCCUCCACCCCAUUCCAGAUGAGAUUAGCAACGAGGAUGCUGCGCCUCUUCAGUGUGCUGGCGCGACUGUUUUCACUGCUUUGCACGAUGUGGACUCCAACGACACUGUUGGUAUUAUGGGAGUUGGAGGUCUAGGGCACAUUGCCAUUCAGUUUGCGGCCAAGCUUGGCUGCCGUGUUGUUGUGCUUUCUGGCUCUGAUAGCAAGAAAUCUGAUGCCACGAAGCUUGGUGCUCACAGAUUUGUCGCCAUGAACAAGGGCAAUAUUGAUGAGCAGCUGGGUGACUGGAAAAUCUCUCGCCUCCUGGUUACUACUUCCGCUCAGCCAGCUUGGGACAAGAUCCUGCCCCUUCUUUCUACUCGUGCUCGUAUCUAUCCUCUGUCGGUGUCAUCUGACAACCUGGAAAUGCCCUACAUGCCUCUCAUCAUGAGCGGCAUCACAAUUCAUGGCUCCCUCGUCGCCUCGCGCCCUAUUCACCGUAAAAUGUUGGAGUUUGCUGCUCUUCACCAGAUUAAGCCUGUGCUUGAGAAGUUUGAGAUGACAGAAGAUGGUAUCAACAAGGCGUUUGAGCGUCUUGAGGCGGGCAAGGUGCAAUACAGAGUUGUUCUGCUACCAAAGCAGAAGUAG
Molecule: messenger RNA, 1005 nt
Organism: Trichoderma asperellum CBS 433.97
Lineage: Eukaryota; Fungi; Ascomycota; Sordariomycetes; Hypocreales; Hypocreaceae
Biological process (GO): alcohol metabolic process
Molecular function (GO): zinc ion binding; alcohol dehydrogenase (NADP+) activity
Source: RefSeq, a predicted model, not a curated record